Messenger RNA from Eufriesea mexicana, 3349 nucleotides. It is a transcript of the gene PIG-O, whose product is annotated as phosphatidylinositol glycan anchor biosynthesis class O. Gene Ontology annotation, biological process: GPI anchor biosynthetic process. Gene Ontology annotation, cellular component: endoplasmic reticulum membrane. Gene Ontology annotation, molecular function: mannose-ethanolamine phosphotransferase activity. The record is from RefSeq and is a predicted model, not a curated record. The coding region runs from base 19 to 3186 and encodes 1055 amino acids. NCBI's taxonomy places the organism in Eukaryota, Metazoa, Arthropoda, Insecta, Hymenoptera, Apidae. The transcript is spliced from 4 exons.
UAUCGAAUUGUGGAAAAAAUGAGCAAAUUAUGGAAUUAUUUAAUAUUUCAAGGAUGGAUGUCAUAUUUGAUGGCAGCUGGUUUAUUGAUUUUUACAAGCGGUUUUUUACUGAAUCGUAUUGCGAGACCAGAACGUGCCGAAUGCAAAUACUGUACAGAUUCUGACUGUACCAUUGAACAACUUCUCCAGAAUCCCGAAAUUGCUGCAAUCACGUGUGUUAAAAGGAAGUCACGCGUUGUGUUACUAGUUGUAGAUGCUUUAAGAUAUGAUUUUGCAUAUUGGUACAAUGAUAGUGGUUCUACUUCAUCAUACUAUCGCAAUAAAUUACCAAUAAUUCACGAAUUAUUGCAAAGUCAACCUAUGAAUUCACGUUUAUACAAAUUCAUAGCAGAUCCUCCAACAACCACUAUGCAACGAUUAAAGGGUCUUACUACAGGAUCGUUACCUACUUUCAUAGACAUUGGAUCUAACUUUGCUUCUGAAAACAUUAAUGAAGAUAAUCUUGUUGAUCAAAAUGCUGACAAAGGUAUUGUUUUCAUGGGUGAUGAUACUUGGAUUAAUUUAUUUCCUGGUAAAUUUAAACGUCAAUUUCCAUCACCAUCUUUCAAUGUUUGGGAUAUAGACAGUGUUGAUAAGGAUGUUAGAUACCGUAUAUUUUUUGAAAUGAAGAAGAAAGAUUGGUCUCUUCUUAUAGCACAUAUUCUUGGCAUCGAUCAUUGUGGACAUAAACAUGGUGCUAAUCAUCCUGAAAUGACUAGAAAAUUAAAUGAUACAAAUACUCUUAUAAGAGAAAUUAUUGGAUCCUUAGAAGAAGAUACAGUACUUUUUGUUGUUGGUGAUCAUGGAAUGACAGAAAGUGGUGAUCAUGGUGGUGAUAGCAACAAUGAAAUUGAAGCUGCUAUGUUUGUUUAUUCUAUGGUUCCUCUUGUAAAAUAUAAUUCAUCUAGCAAUACUGUGAAUCAGAUUGAUCUUGUUCCCACAUUGGCAUCAAUUCUUGGAACACCCAUACCAUUUUCAAACUUAGGAUCUGUCAUAAUUGAUUCAGUUCCAAGUUCAACAAAAAAUGGAAAAUUAGAGAAUGAUUUAUGGUAUCUUUUACUUUCAAUGUGGAGAAAUAUUGCACAGACAAAAAGAUAUAUGAAUGUGUACUCUAGAGAUAGUUAUUCGUUUUCUAAUGAGCAACUUCAAAAUUUAGAAAAUAUGUAUAAUCAUCUGUUUCAACAAAUUAGAAGCAUAACUACUAUUGAUGAAUUUGAAUCUUUUAUUAUAAAUAGUAAAAAUUACUUUAAACUGCUCAAAGAUACAUGUUCUGAAGUUUGGGUUCAAUUUGAUUCUAAUCUAAUGUCAAAAGGGCUAUUUUUAAUGUUUAGUGCUUUGUUUUUCUUUUAUCUAUUUAUCACAGGCAUUCCAGAAAAUCGCAUGUCUAAGAUAUUUCAAUCAUCAUUUUCACAGUACUCUAUUUUAACAAAUUUAAUUACUGCACUAAUAGUGUCAUUUUUAUUCUUUUUUGGCAUCGUAGAAGAAUUUAAAAAUACUACAUUAUUUGCUACUGGUACAGUAUCUAUAGUAUUAUUAGUAUUAUUAAUUGCUAAAAACUGGGAUGUAAUUUCUUUAACUUGGUAUGAUUAUCGAAAAAUAAAAAAAUUGAUGUAUGUUACAAAAGUGGUACUUUUUUUAACAAUAUGUAGUCUCUUUUCUAACAGUUAUAUUAUUGAAGAAAAUAAUGUACUAUCUUUUUUAAUUGUUACACUUCUUUGGCUUCUUAUGUUUAAUUUAAAGAAAGAAAAUACUAAUGAAAAUUCAGAAAGAAAAACAAAGCCAUUUUUAAAAUCACAGACAAAGUCAAGUUUAAAGACAGUUAUAAUAGUCACUGGUUUAGUAGCAUGCAUUUCUAUACGAUUAUCUUAUUACUUCUGGCGAUGCAGAGAGGAACAACAGACACGUGUAUACUCUACAUUUAUAAUUGGUAAAACAGGAUCUAUAACAUCAGAUAAUUUAGAACGUAUUUUACUUGCUAUCACCUUGAUUAUACUUGCAUUAUAUAUUACAAUUAUUAGAUUAUGGUUACAAAAUUGUGGAAAUCUUUCUGGUUUCUCUCCCAGUGUUUUGGUAGGACAAUAUUGUCCUGUUGUGAUUGGUGUUUGUAUGGGCUGUUAUUGGGUCCUUCAAAGAUUACCAAAAUUUGUGAAAGCAAAGUAUGCAUUGUCGUGGCAAGUAAACACAUUGCCCAAUAUAGUGUACGCAUUAAGUCUGUUUGCAAUUUUUAUUCUGUACUAUCGUCCCCUCAGUAUAUUUCUACUACCAAAGAAAAAAGAAUCGAUUAACAUAUAUCAUAACGAAAAUAUAGUACCUCGAUUAUUUGAGAAAAUAAAGGAAUCAAUUUAUCGCAAAAAAAUAGAUGUAGAUCAAACACCAGUUGUUUAUGGUUUGGGUACUGCCUAUAGCGCGGCAUUUGUCUCAUUAAGUGUAUUUCUUAUGUUAUUGUAUUCUUUAUUAUUAGGAGAUAUAUUAUCACCUAGUACUUUUUUAAUGUUUAUAUGUUGUGCCUCUGUUUUGGGCUUAUCAGCAAUAGAAAGAUACAAAAAUGCUAAUAGUAUAUCUGAACUUGUCAAAGUGCCUACUCCUAUACUGUUAUGUUGGUUCUUAAUAGCAGAAUAUUUCUUUUAUGGCACUGGUCAUCAACCAACUUUCCCCACCAUUCAUUGGGAUGCUGCUUUUGUGGGGACUGGUGGACACUUUUAUGGAAAUUUAUUACCUGCAAUCUUGAUAGGAAUAAACACAUUUGGAUCAUAUAUUAUAUUAGGUGCAACAUUACCACUAUUAGUAAUUGUGCCAUUUACCUUUUAUCUUGUAUUUCCAAAAUUGGUCAAAGUAAAAUUUUUGGAGGAUGAUAUGAAAAGGGGAGAACUGCUUCUGUUUGAACAAGAUUCUGUAUUUCAUACUGCAAUCUUCUCAAUUGCAGGAAAAUACAUACUGCUUCAUGGAAUUAGAACAUUUGGCAGCAUGCUUGCUACAACUAUUCACUGUCGGCACUUAAUGGUUUGGAAGAUCUUUGCACCAAAAUUGAUAUUCGAAGGUUUGGGAUUAUUGGUAACGUUAAGCAGUGUACUGGCAUCUUUUUAUAUGGUGUUCAGAAUUGAUCAGCAAAUGGAACAUCUUAUAUCCAGAGUAACAAAAGGCAGAUGAUAAAACUUUUCAUGAUACGAAAUAUAAUCAAUAUAGUAAAGUAUCAAAGUUUGAAAUGUAAUAUUAAACCAGGAAUGUCUGCAAUGACUUUAUUCUUAACUUUGAAAACGAAAGUUUCUAUCAAAGAGAAGUAAAUUAGACGUCCAACAUUAACACUUACCGA